UCUCCUCUCUCUCUCUUGGUUGCUCUGUGAGCUUGUUGAAGAUGACAUUAGGUAGUCCCGUGAUGCUGUUCUGUUUUGGAGUUCCUGUAUGACAGGAGCAGCUGUUGUUGGUUCCAAGAAGUUUGAUAUCUGGAACGGAAGCUUAUUCAGCUAAUUGAAUCCUCUGGGAUGGCAUCAGGUGGGGAGGCGGGGCCCAUUUCAGACAACCCUGCUCUCGGUGGGAGAUCAUUGACGUCUUGCUUGUUGAAUCCUGUUCAGGCACUUUCUGCUCCUUUGCUUCCAAAGAUGGAUUAUUUAAGGGAUAACCCUGUGGGUUUGGGAGUGUCUGACACGGAGCUUCAAAAAAUACUGAUUGAUGAAAGAAUGAGAUGCGAGCACCACAAAACGAAUUAUCAAACACUUAAAGCUGAACACACAAGGCUACAGGACGAGUACACAAAGGCUCAACAUGAUCUGAAACGCAUGUUGGCUGAGAAACAGAGCGUCCAAGAUAAAUUUCAGUUACUGCUUGCUGAGCUGCGUGGGGAGAUGUUGGAUAAAACCAGAGAACUAGAGGAGCUGAAGAUGCAGGUCAUCACACCACAGAAGCUAGAAAUAUUAAGAGGUCAAAUUCAGCAGGAGCUAGAGGUGCCAAUGAGAGAGCGAUUUAGUAGACUUGAUGAGGAAGUAGAAAAGUACAGGUCAGAUUACAACAAACUUCGUUAUGAUUACACAUUUCUAAAAUCUGAAUCUGAACACCAGAAGGAGGCACACAUGCGCAUAUUAGAAGAAAACAAAAUCAGAUAUGAAUCUGAGAUUUCCAGAUUAGAACUAGACAAAGAGGACCUGAGUAACCAGCUGCUGAGCAUGGAUCCUUCUAGAGACAACAAGAGAGUUGAAUCGCUCCUCAGAGAAAAGGCUCAGCUGCUACAAAAGUUAAGGAGCCUUGAAGCAGAGGUCGCUGAGUUACGAGCUGAGAGAGACAACUCAGGAGCACAGGCAGAAAAUGUUCAGAGAAUACAGGUGCGGCAAUUAGCAGAGGCCCAGGCUGCAGUGAAGUCUUUGGAGGCGGAGAAACAAUCCUUGAGACUGCAGCUGGAGCGCUUUCAGAAAGAACUACAGCUAAGCCACGAACAAAAUACACAACUGACUAGCAAACUGCACAAGGCUGAGCGAGAGCUUAACACCCUUACUAAUAGUAAGGAAGAACUCAAACAUUCCCAUAAACUGGAAAUUUCUAAUACCAAACUAGAGGCUGCCCGAGCAAAGGGGGAAAUGGAGAGAGAGAGGGACAGCCUUCAGAGCCAAGUCAAUGGAUUACAGUCUGAUAUUGAAAUCCUGAAGACCACAAUUGAAAGGCACAAGAACCACAUAGCAGAAAAGGAAUGCGAGCUGAUACGCAAAGUUCAAGCAAUCAGGGAGGAAGAAUUUCAAAAACUUGCAGCAAUUCAAGAUGAAAAGCAGGAGUUGGAAAACCGAGUUUCUGACUUGGAGCAGCAGAAAGCAGUACAGGAAGCUGCAGGACGUUCAGAACAAGAACAGUGGGAGGAGAAAAUGCGGGCUAUGCAAGUAACUGAAGAGUCAGCAAAAAAGGAAGCUCAAAACCUUAGGGCUAAAGUGCAACAACAAGGGCUUCUCCUGGAAGAUCUUGAGAGAGAGAAAAAUGAGAAUGCCGAUCUUAGACAGCAAAACCAUGAUCUCCAAAUUCAAGUGACAGCACUGUCACAUUCAGAAAGCAACUUGCAUGAUGCCAAUGUGAAAUUGCGUGAGAUGCUGGAACGAAUGAAAGAGGAAAUACGAAAUGCAAGAAGCCAAGCAGAAAAGGCACAGCAGGAAGCAGAAAAAGUUCUUGAAGAUAGACGUAUAGAAUGGCUAGAAGAGAAACACAAACUGCAGGAGUGUUCUGCUACACUAGAAGAGAAGUACUGUCAAGCCAAGGAGAAGCUGCAGCGAGCUGCACUUGCACAGAAAAAGAGAAAGACACUAAAUGAAAAUAAACAGAAGAGAUUGCGAGAUACAAUCCAGCUGCUGGAAGCAAAGAAAGAAGAAUUAGAAAUUGAGAAAAGCACCUUAAACAAACAGUACACCUACACUGAAGAGCAUGCUAAGCUUCAAAAAAGACUAAAGGAUAUACAGCGGAGGCAUAAUGAAUUUCGCAGGCUUAUUCUAGGGCCACACAUGACGGCGGCCGGCAUUAACAAUUCUGCCAGUUUUCUGUCAUCCACGUUGGUGCCAGGAGCUCAGAUGGCAAUUUCUAAUCUCCAAGAAGAGCAACAUCAGAGUGAACUGUUCCUUUUGCGCAAACGAUUAGAAGAUCUGGAGACUACACAGCAGCAACAGCUGGAGGAACUUGGAGCCUCCUAGAACGUGAAAGGCAAGAAGCAUUUUGACACAGAAAAGACAUAAUAGAUAAGAUAUGAGAAACUGCAGAUCCAAAGCUGAUUGUGUGGUCUGAUUUUUUUUUUUCUUUCUAUCCCAGCAAAAUCGCUAAACAGUGUCAAUAUGAACUUUACAAUGAAUUAUAACUGUUAUUACCCGUAUACAGUUCCUGUAUAUCCUAUUUUAAUAAUAACACAUUUUUUAUAUAUUUUAUAUGACAAGUUUGUUUUAUAUGUUUUACAAACAGUAUUGGGUUAUAAAUCCUAACUGUGGCGCCACAAAUACAUACAUCUAUUUUACAGGCUGCAUUUCUCAUUUUCUUUUUAAAGUUAAUGCGAUUCCAAUAAAUCUUACCUAAUGUAUAGCCCUUAUUUCUUAGAUCUUGCAUUUUCCUAUAUGAAUCCUAAUUUAAUGAUCAUUUAAAAAAAAUUAUAUAUAUAU
Acipenser ruthenus (sterlet) is the source of this 2799-nucleotide messenger RNA. RefSeq names its product centrosomal protein 83 (gene cep83). The coding region runs from base 169 to 2343 and encodes 724 amino acids. Gene Ontology annotation, cellular component: centrosome. The record is from RefSeq and is a predicted model, not a curated record. The transcript is spliced from 16 exons. Lineage: Eukaryota; Metazoa; Chordata; Actinopteri; Acipenseriformes; Acipenseridae.